Beauveria bassiana ARSEF 2860 is the source of this 2805-nucleotide messenger RNA. Its product is annotated as heterokaryon incompatibility protein Het-C. NCBI's taxonomy places the organism in Eukaryota, Fungi, Ascomycota, Sordariomycetes, Hypocreales, Cordycipitaceae. The coding region runs from base 1 to 2805 and encodes 934 amino acids. The record is from RefSeq and is a predicted model, not a curated record. The transcript is spliced from 6 exons.
AUGGCCAGCUCUCGCUUCUCGAGCCUGCUGCUGGGUCUCGUCGUCCUUGCCGUCUUGGCAAGCCCGGCUGCUGCGUUUGGUGCUGGAAACAUUGCUUCCAUCUCCAAGGUCGAAGGACAAAAUUGGCGCCACGGUGACAUUGAGGAUGCUCUGCUCUCUAUCGCCAUGGCUCGCGCCUUUAAUGGCAAGAAAUUUAGCAAGCACAACGUAUCUCGUGUCUAUUUCGGCAACUGGCUCCGCGACUAUUCCCAGGCAAUUGACGUCGGCACUGUCAAGGCUGUCUCCUCCGAGGCCAUUCGCCUACUUCUCUGCGUUCUUGGCUUCAUCACCUUUGGCUAUGGCUCUGGCGAGUUUGAAGUGACCGCUGAUCGAGUUGGAUGCUACCGUCCCGAGGACCACAUUGACAACCCCAAAGAUUAUGCCGACAAUGUCGACGCGCGCGACUAUUACGACCGCCUCCGAGGUCCUAUCGACGAGGAAGCUGAGCUUUCGAUUGAUGAGCGCAACGGCAUGAAGAAAUACAUUGCUUCAGAAUCUGAUAAUAUCAUGACCUCGGCCAAGCAUGUUCGCAAUCUCUUCACCCGCUGCAUCGAGCUUGGUCGUCGCUACAAAGACAACCAAAACAAGGCUGAUCGCAACGAGGCUCUCCGCCUCAUGGGCACUGGCCUGCACUGCUUGGAGGAUUUCUUUGCCCACAGCAACUACACGGAGCUUGCACUUAUCGAAAUGGGCGAGCGUGACGUCUUUCCACACUGCGGAACCAACACCAAGAUCCAACUCGAGGGCGCAAAUGACACGGUAUAUCCUAUUGUGACUGGCACCUUUGGUGGUGUCGACUUUUUGCACUCCGUUACCGGCGAAGUCUCCGACAAGCUGACUCAAAACGAGAUUGAGGAGCUCGAGGGAGCACUUGAGGGAAAUAAGCAGUCCGAUACUAGCUUCCUUCGCGAACUCCUCGACAAGAUUCCCGAUGGCAUUCUCGGUGGCGGCAACGAAAAGCAGAAGAUCGAUGAGAUCCAGGAAAACGCCAAUGCCGCCCAGAUGCAAAACACCUCUGUCUCCCCAAGAGACCCAGAGGAAUUCACUCUGUAUGUCAGAAACAUAUUUGACCAAAUCAUGCCCGCCAUCAAGCUUCACGAUGACAUUAUGAAGACCAUCAGCAAUGCCGUGGACAAGAUUCCGGUUUUGCCCAAGAUUAUCGAACAGCUUGAAGAGCAGCUCACACAAUUUGUCUUUGGCAUCAUGGCUCCCUUUAUUGUCCCUUUGAUUCGACAGAUUCGGAACGAACUCAAGACUGGCUCCGACGAGAUUAUUCAGAGCAGUAAGAACCAGCAGCAUGUUGUUUUUGACAAUGACAACAGCACCGACCCAACUCACUCCAUGCUUUCCAAGGAUCAUUUCUCCAACAUUUUGAAUGAGGUUGCUGGUCGAGGUGCUGCCAAGAUGGUCUCGUGGGCCGUUCCGCAGCUGAUGGAGGCUAUUGAUGACGACAAUGUCGAUGUUAAUCGUCUCUGCGACCGCCUGAUCUAUGGUGUCCUUCAUCAUCCUGCUCAGAGAAGCAUGGGCCAAGAUGGCGUCGUCGAGGCACGCGAGAUGAUUUUCAAGGUUGUCGAGGAGUGGUGGGGUCAAAUGGGCGAUGACCAGCGCGAUGACUAUCGUCGGAAGCUUUCUCGUGAUGGUGUUUUUAAGGGAGAGAACCACAAAGAGGGUGUCUACGAUACUGGUCACGGUCACGGAUGUGCUGGAAAGCUUGAAAUGCGCAAGCUGUAUGGUGCACCAGAGACUAUGGAAACUAAGAUCGCCAGUGCUGCAGCUACUGCCAUUUUCUCAAGCGCCAGCGGCGCAGUUUCCAGCAUUGUGGAGCAGCAGACUGGUAUACAGUUGCCGGGCAGGCAGGAGAGUGAGGAAUCGGGCGGCCUUAAGGGAUUCAUCAAAUCCAUCUUCAGCAAGGACGAAGACGAGGGCAGCAGCGGCCGCACAGACAACCAGCAGAGUCAGAGCUCGGGCAACUUUGAGGGUAGAAGCGACGGCAAUGGCCGACAGGAAUACAGCAGCAGCGGUGGUAGUGGAUACGGUCGACAGGACAGUGGCAGACAGGACGGUGGCCAUCGACAGGAAUCCAACUCUUACGGGAGCUCCAAUCAGAGGAGAGAUGACCACGACAGCCGCCGAGAGGAUAGCUACAGCGGUAGACAAGACGGUAGCUAUCAGGGUGGCGGCGGCAACGGUGGUUAUGGUGGACGCCAGGAAGACAGCUAUGGCGGUAGAAGCGACAGUGGCUACAGCGGUAGACAAGAGAGCAGUUAUGGCGGACGACAGGAGAGCAGCUAUGGUGGGCGACAGGAGAGCAGCUAUGGUGGCAGGGAUGAGAGUUACGGCGGAAGACAGGAGACUAGCUAUGGCGGGCGACAGGAGAGUAGCUAUGGUGGUGGGCAUGAGAGUUACGGCGGAAGACAAGAGAGUAGCUACGGCGGCAGAGAAGAGCGAUACGGUGGUAGAGAGGAGAGCAGCCAUGGCCGCAGCAGCGGACAUGGCUCGCGUCGCGAUGACAACUAUGGCGGAGAAGAGAGUAGCUAUGGUGGUCGUGGUGGUGACAGCUAUGGAGGCGGGAAUGAGGGUGGUUAUGGUGGCCGCGGCGAAGGAAGACACGGUGGCAACAGUGGCCGUGGUGAAUACGGCAGACAGGAUGGCUACGGUCGACGGGACGAAAGUGGUCAAGAUGAAGAAUACGGGCGACGAGAGUACGGUGGUCAUGGCCGCCAGAGACGCAACGACGAUGAAUAUGAUAAUGACGACCGGUACUGA